AUGCCCCGCGCUAGGCUCUUCAGCUGCUGGGGUAGCAGGCUCCUGCCCCUGCUGCUGGCCUAUAUCUGCUACCUGCUGCUCGGCGCCACCAUCUUCCAGGCGCUGGAGAAGCAGGCAGAGACUCAGUCCAGGGACCAGUUACAGUUCGAGAAGCUGCGCUUCCUGGAGAACUACACCUGCCUGGACCAGCGGGCCCUGGAGCAGUUUGUGCAGGUCAUCAUGGAAGCCUGGGUGAAGGGCGUGAACCCCAAAGGCAACUCCACCAACCCCAGCAACUGGGACUUCAGCAGCAGCUUAUUCUUUGCCGGCACGGUUGUCACCACCAUAGGAUACGGGAACCUGGCGCCCAGCACGGAGGCAGGCCAGGUCUUCUGUGUCUUCUACGCCCUGGUGGGUAUCCCACUCAAUGUGGUCUUCCUCAACCACCUGGGCAGAGGACUGCGUGCCCACCUGGCCACCCUCGAGGGGUGGGAGGACCAGUCCAAGCGCUCCCAGAUACUGCAGAUCCUGGCCCUGACUCUGUUCCUGAUCCUGGGGUCGGUGCUCAUCCUCAUCUUCCCGCCCAUCGUCUUCAGCCACGUGGAGGGCUGGAGCUUCAGCGAGGGCUUCUACUUUGCCUUCAUCACUCUCAGCACCAUCGGCUUUGGAGACUAUGUCGUCGGCACAGACCCCAACAAGCAUUACAUCUCAGUGUACCGGAGCCUGGCGGUCAUCUGGAUCCUCCUGGGCCUGGCGUGGCUGGCACUGGUCCUCCCACUGGGCCCGCUCCUUCUGCACAGGUGCUCCCAGCUCUGGCUGCCCAGCAGGAGCUUCAGCAUCAAGGAAAGGGGAGCCCCGGAGGCUGAUGGGCUCCCCAGACCUCAGAAGAUCCCCGUCUCUGCAUGAGGCCCCCAAGUGGCCCCAGGAG
Messenger RNA from Equus quagga, 907 nucleotides. RefSeq names its product potassium two pore domain channel subfamily K member 16 (gene KCNK16). NCBI's taxonomy places the organism in Eukaryota, Metazoa, Chordata, Mammalia, Perissodactyla, Equidae. Gene Ontology annotation, cellular component: membrane. The record is from RefSeq and is a predicted model, not a curated record. The transcript is spliced from 5 exons. Bases 1 to 885 code for a protein of 294 amino acids. Gene Ontology annotation, molecular function: potassium ion leak channel activity. Gene Ontology annotation, biological process: stabilization of membrane potential; potassium ion transmembrane transport.